Messenger RNA from Capsella rubella, 534 nucleotides. RefSeq names its product bidirectional sugar transporter SWEET8-like. Bases 1 to 534 code for a protein of 177 amino acids. The transcript is spliced from 4 exons. Gene Ontology annotation, molecular function: sugar transmembrane transporter activity. Gene Ontology annotation, cellular component: membrane. The record is from RefSeq and is a predicted model, not a curated record. Lineage: Eukaryota; Viridiplantae; Streptophyta; Magnoliopsida; Brassicales; Brassicaceae. Gene Ontology annotation, biological process: carbohydrate transport.
AUGUUGAUGAAAUGUAGCUUGUGGUUUUUGUAUGGCCUCCCUCUCGUUCAGAACGAUAAUAUUCUCGUCACCAUCACCAAUGGCAUCGGUUUCUUAAUCCAAGUUAUCUACCUCGUUCUCUUUUUGAUCUACUGUGGCGAUGAAUUACAGAGCCAGACCAUUUGGCAUUGCCUUGGGUUUGAGUUUGUCUUUGUGUUUUUUUUCUACGGGGUUACUCUUGGGGUAAUUGAAAGCCUACCUUCUAGACAUACAUUCAUUGGUGUUGUCUGCAACGUUUUCACCAUUGUUAUGUAUGCUACAUUUGUCAUGAAAACAAUGGUGGAGAAGCAAAGCUUUAAGUGCAUGCCGGAUUGGUUGUCCUCCGUUAGUUUCAUCAACGCUACAAUUUGGACGGCUUACUCUGUUGUCUACAAAAUUGAUAUCUACCUCCUUAUAAGCAAUGGUCUUGAGGCAUUGUUGUGUGCUUGGCUAUUGAUAGUCAAUGCUUUACAACACACUACUACGGAGGUGAAUUACGCAGGUGCUACAGUGUGA